ACGCGCAAGUGCAACAUUUGUCCCUUACGACUUUCUGUUGAACGGUACUGUCAUGUCGGCCCCCUUCAUGUCUGUACACAGAUGUUGCCAGCGGUGGGCUCUCCUCGUGGCUGCUAAGCGAGCAUGGAGCUCCAGCUCGGCGUCUCCGCCUCCUCUGCACACGAGGCUUCUCCUCUUCCUCACCCAGCGUUUCUAUGAUGUGGAGAUGCUCCUGAGCUGGAGGUUUCAGCGGAGGAGGAGGGGGAUUGAAAAGAAGAAUGCUUACUAUGGCUACACUCAGAGGUUUUAUGGGCCAGACAUAGCAGCAGCAUAUUAUAUCUUGAGUAUGAAGGGAGGAUUUAGGUUUGUUGGGCAGCCAGAGUGGUUCCGUGCAGACCAGAGGGGCAAGUUUAAUUGGCAGUUCUUGGAUCACAAAGACACACCUCUAGAGGAAGUUAACAUGAGCUACACACUCAUCAACUACACAGGACUGGCGAACCUGGAGGGGCAGCGAUCAUUGCGUACUCUGUCGUUACAAGGAUGUCCUGAAGUGGACGACUGGUUCCUGGCUAGGCUCCAUAUGUUGCAAGACUCUCUGGAGGAACUGGACAUCUCUCACUGUCCACGGAUCACUACAGGCGGCCUGGCUGCACUCAGGAAUCUCAAGGGACUGCGGCGUCUGGACGUGUCGUCCCUCCCUCGGAUUUCAAGCCCUGGAUUGGUCAUUAUCUUGCUGGAGGAGAUGUUACCACAGUGCCAGAUCAUCGCUACUGGCUACAACCUCAGCCUGAGGCAGGAGGGAAGAGAGGGGACAGAGGAGCGUGUGCAUGGGCAGAGGUAGGGAAUGGGCAUGGACGGGAAUCUGAGGAAUCAAGGGACUUCAGAAAGAGAAACAGUCCUCUGAGAAAGCUCUGCUGUCAUUUUACCACAGUCUGACAUAAAGGGGGCUUGUGGAACAAAGAGCAUGCAGAGGCGACAUUUGGCAUAAGAGAGGUGAUAAGUCUGAUUUUUGCAGCAGUACAGCCGUCACAGCUUAUUUUCAGUAUUGGAUCAAACCAGUCUGGUUAUCACAGAGAAGAUUCAGCAGAGAAAAAUGUGGAUUAUUCAGCUGACAUCUGCAUAAGACUCGACACACUCCACCAGUAUGAACCAGCUCAAAGGUGAUUGGACACUGGCAACAUCCAGUUACAUAGAAGCAUGUGGAAAAGAAGAAUGUACUUCCUCAAGUUGGCUGGUUAUUUGGCAUUGUCAUCUAUGGUAUAAGUUAUCACAGUCUGCAUGUGUUUCUUCCCACAAGAAUCCACUCACUGUCAAGAGUGAGCACAUUUCUGAUGUAAAUCAAAACACAUGUAAAAAUAUGUCUGCCUCAAGCCAAUGACACUUUGUCUGUUUAUGUGGUAAUGAUUUAAUUUGCUGAAAUGUAAAUAUGAUUGUAAAUAAAGGUUUUAUUGUUGAAUAUCAUGA
Messenger RNA from Micropterus salmoides (largemouth bass), 1443 nucleotides. It is a transcript of the gene dmac2, whose product is annotated as distal membrane arm assembly complex 2. The transcript is spliced from 6 exons. Lineage: Eukaryota; Metazoa; Chordata; Actinopteri; Centrarchiformes; Centrarchidae. Gene Ontology annotation, molecular function: protein binding. The record is from RefSeq and is a predicted model, not a curated record. Bases 53 to 820 code for a protein of 255 amino acids.